This is a messenger RNA of Gastrolobium bilobum, 1245 nucleotides long. RefSeq lists its product as uncharacterized. The coding region runs from base 40 to 1218 and encodes 392 amino acids. The record is from RefSeq and is a predicted model, not a curated record. Lineage: Eukaryota; Viridiplantae; Streptophyta; Magnoliopsida; Fabales; Fabaceae. The transcript is spliced from 9 exons.
GUGUAGUGAGGUUUUGAGAAUUGGAGAGUGAAGGUGGUGAUGGGUGGUAACAUUUCAGAAGCAAAAUGGUUGACAGUGAGCAUAACCUUGAUAUUCGCUGCUAUUUCCAUCUCUGCAUACAUAUUCAAGAGAAAAUCGAAUGCUUUGAACUCCAAAAUUCAUGAGCUUGAGGCAUCUCUCAAGUCUUCAUUGGACAAAUGCGCCUCUGAGAGGCAAGGCCGAAUUAGGGCUCAACAGGCCUUGAGAAAAGAACUAACGCAACCUAAAUCUGAAAAUGUAAAGCUAACUUAUUAUCCCAUGACCCCCAUUGGUAUCAUCCAGUCAUGCUUUUCUACCAGGAACGGGACGCCAAGGCAACCAUUACUUGUACCACUUGCCAGAGCAUGUUUGGUUUUUAAUACAACUCGUGUUCCGCCAGCAUCUCUUGAGGGUCUAGCGGAAUAUUCUCAUAUUUGGGUUCUAUAUGUAUUUCAUUUAAAUACAGAUCUUGAGAAGCUAUGGAAGCAACCAUCUAACUCAAAGUUCAAGGCAAAGGUGAGGGUUCCAAGACUGAAAGGUGGAAGAAUGGGAGUUUUUGCCACACGAUCCCCACAUCGUCCAUGCCCCAUUGGACUUACAGUUGCAAAGGUAGAGGCUGUAGAGGGAAAUAUGAUUUUACUCUCUGGUGUGGACCUGGUUGAUGGAACUCCAGUGCUUGAUGUCAAGCCUUAUUUACCAUAUUGUGACAGCAUCCCAGAAGCUGCAGUGCCAAAUUGGUUGAUGGAGGAUAACUUACUUUCAGUAGCUUCCGUUAGUUUUUCGGAGGACUUCACUUCAACACUCAAAAGUUGCUGGAUGAUGGCAGGAAAGAAAACACUCUACGCAUCACCUGUUGAGUUCCAAAGCUUGAUAAAGCAGGUCCUUUCUUGGGAUAUUAGGUCAUUGAGUCAACGAAAUCGGCCUCGUGAUGCUCUCUUGAAGAAAGAAAACGAUGAACUAUUGGGUAAUACUUCUGAUGUAGAUGAGCACCAAGAUGAAACAACUUUUGUCCAUGAAAGAGAGCAGAAUCCUCUAAAUUCUAAGGAAGUAAUUUAUCACCUGAUUUUGGAGGGACUCGAUGUCUCCUAUAGAAUUGAUCACGAUGGUAAUGUUAAUGUAGAAAAGGUGUCAACUUCUGCUGUCUUGGACAAUAAGCUUAAUUCUUGCAAUUACUUGACAUGGAAAGACAAGCUGCAGUGAUGUCUUUAUUGUACCUGAUAAAUUUUU